Messenger RNA from Arabidopsis lyrata subsp. lyrata, 1500 nucleotides. Its product is annotated as putative F-box protein At1g47790. Bases 5 to 1402 code for a protein of 465 amino acids. Lineage: Eukaryota; Viridiplantae; Streptophyta; Magnoliopsida; Brassicales; Brassicaceae. The transcript has a single exon. The record is from RefSeq and is a predicted model, not a curated record. Gene Ontology annotation, molecular function: protein binding.
CCACAUGAAUAUGAUGAACCUACAUAUCUACUGUCUACAUAAUAUAUAUACACUGUUAAAAAUAAAGAUAGACAAUAAAAGACAAACAAAAUUAGGAGCCAUGGAAACAAGAGAAGAGAAGAAAAAAGAAAUCCAUAGAAUUACAAAAUCUUCGUCAACUUGUUUUCAUGGCGAUGAUAUAGCGGGUAAUGGAGUAUCUUCUGAUAAAUAUAUUCCCAUUGAUCUGACGAGGGAGAUACUAAUCAGAUUGCCUGCAAAAUCUAUCGUGAGAUUUCGUUGUGUAUCAAAACUAUGGUGGUCUAUAACCACCCAACAAGAUUUCAUCAAUUCAUUUGUGACUCGACAAUCAUCAAUUCCGCGUCAGAGUCUUCUUCUUACCUUUAUGGCCAAGGAUGAUCAGCAGAAGCAAGUCUUCUGCAUCUUCUGCAUAUUGUCAUUUCAUGAGAACUCUACGAAUUAUUCUGAUGUGAACCAUUUUCAUAUCAUGCACCCUACAAAAGAUUGUCAAUACGACUACUAUAAUGCUUCUGUCAAUGGCUUGGUCACUUUCAAAACCGAAACGGGUAUUGUAAUCUGGAACCCUACCAUAAAAGAACAUAUAACCUUGCCUCAACCUAAAAUCUCUAAGCACGUAAGAUGUUUUUUAGGAUAUGACCCUAAGGAAAAUACAUAUAAAAUACUAUCGAUUGAUUUUUGUAAGACAUGGGAAAAAUAUCAAAAACAUAAGAUUCUUACAUUAGGAUCUCAAGAAUCAUGGAGGGUGAUAACAAAUAGCCCUGAUCAUUAUCCUAGACGUGGGUAUUAUUGCAUCAACGGAGUUGUUUACUAUAGAGCAUAUAUAACCUACGAAGAAUAUCAUAAAAUUUACCCUCCGUUUAUCAAAGAAAUCGAGCUGGAUAUGAGAUUGAACGAGAUCAUUAUGAGUUUUGAUGUGAGGUCUGAACAGUUCAAAUCAAUUGAAUUACCUGCUCGUGCGAACCAAUAUGAAUCAAAGCUUGAUGAAUCUCUGAUGACUUACCAAGGAAAAUUAGCAUGGGUUUGCUAUAAUUCAAAUAUGAUCAAAUUAUGGGUUUUGCAAGAUCUUGAAAAACAAGAAUGGUCAAAAAAUGAAUUUGUUUUACCUAAUUUGCCUCAAAGAGAUUUGCUUGGGAGUGCUAAGUUAAGUGGUGCCACUAGUACUGGUGAGUUUAUCUAUGUAUCGGGAAAAUAUUUCAAAGACAUUUCGGUUUUUUAUUACGAUCCGGUGAGAGAGACUAUCACAAGUGUCAAUGGACUUGAAUAUGAGAAAUUUAGGUCCUGUUAUGGAUCUAAUAACGAUGAGAUGGCUUGUCUCCGAUCUUAUCCGAAUCAUAUUGAAAAUCUCAUGUCUCUAAGGAACAUCAUGUGUUCACCUAUUGUGUGAUUAUGUCUUUCAUGUGUUUUAGGUUUUGUUGUAAUCUUUUUUUUUUCCUUUUAAUCUCGUCUUCCGCAUUAUUCAUACAAUAUUAAAAUUAUUGGUGA